UCAAAGCUCAAGCUACAAUUAUUUUUUAUUUAUAAGUGAAUAUAAAGAAAGAUAUUUCCAAAUAUUUAAAUUAUCAGUUUUAUUGAUUUUUUUAGUGCAGUUACAGCAAGUGGGUCUUUGACAAGCAGAGGUAUAUACCGGGUGGUGCGUCGCCGAGCGAGAACAUAGGAAAACCCAUGUAAAUUUUAAGGGGGUCAAUUAUUGGCUUCCCUGUACAUUUUAUAGAAAAAAUGUAAGAUAACUUUUUGAAGAGACCAAUCUGGCAAACCCUUGUGCAAAGUUUAAAAAAAUUUUAAUAAGUGAAUCUUAAAUUAUCCAAUUAAAUGUAAUUGCUAAAUUAGCAAAUUUUCGGUUCAGGUAAAACCAAACCGGCACCAGUAAAAUGAAUAUUGUCACUGACGUGAGGAAAAGUGUCAAUAAAUCAGUGACAGUCGAUAUUUGAAAACAAGUAUGUAUUAUUCAAUCGACGAAAAAAUAGCCAUAAUUAAGUUAAUAAAUAAUUAAUUAAUAAAUAAUAGUUAUAAUUAACUCUUACUUUGAAUGUAUGGUUGUGAGAUUGAUAAAACGAAAAAAAAAAACAUUUCUUGUAAAGUCGAAAUUAUACCUAUUUGUAAUGACGUCAUUUUUGUUUAUCUUUGUUUAGCAUAUUCCAAACAGCGGCGACAACAAACUUUUGAAAAAAAUUGGUGUCUGAUGAUUAUUCAUCUUUUAUAUGCUAGGUUAUGUGAAAUAUCCGUCACUAUCAAUCAAAAAUAUUGGUUUGUCAACUUGUUCUUGAAAGUUAUUUCGAAAAGUGUUAGAUAAUGCCUAAAAAAAGAUAUAAUAGGUAUAAUGAACAAUCGCAGCUGAUGAUUUUAAAUAUAUUGGCUUUUUUUCAACUGGAAAAGGAACAAGUCCGAAACGGAAUUGCACUUCAAAUUGAGAAUGUGAUAGAGCGAGCCGCAGAUGCAACAAAAUUGAGCACAACAACGCAAAUAUAAAGAAGAAUGGGAUAAAGUCAGAUCAGGAUUACGCAGCCCGUAUAUCUUCCAAGCAAAAGACAGCAAAAACCAAAAUUACAGCAUAUUUGAAACAUAGAAUUCGGGACACAAUUUAUUCUAUGUACGCCAGAAAAGAAUAUGUAAUAUUGGCAACAAUAAGAGAAAAGUUCAGGGAAGAAAUUGAAUAUUUUGAGUUUUCCAUUGACUCCUUUAGAAGAUGGAUCAAUAGUCAAUAUGGCUUCAAGUGGAAAAAAUCAAAUAACAGAAAAUAUUUGAUGGACUUGCCAAAUAUUGUUCAUAAAAGAAUCAAUUUUUUAAGGGAGUAUAUCAAAAAUAGAAAUGUAGGUCCGGAAGGUUUUACUUCAGUUUUCAUUGACGAGACGUGGAUUUUUAGCAAGGGAUCAUUUCGUAGUAGCUGGCAAGAUGACACCAAGCACACGGAUUCAAGGAAAAACAGUGAAGGUCAUCGUUAUAUCGUGGUCCACGCCGGAACCAAAGAUGGCUUCAUCAAGGGUGCAAAUUUAAUAUUCAAGAGUGGAUUAAAGACGGGAGAUUAUCAUGACAAUAUGAACAGGAAAAACUUCGAAAACUGGUUUAAAACUCAGCUGGUUCCAAAUCUUCCCCCAAAAUCAUUUAUAAUCAUGAACAAUGCAAGUUACCAUUCUGGUUUAUUAGAAGAAAUCCCGAGAAAAUCUUGGACAAAGCAGAGACUGACCGAAUGGUUGAAGAAAAAGAAUAUUGGCUUUCUAGAAAAAGCCAUGAUAGAUGAAAUAUGGAGUAUUGCACGCAGACACCGCCCUAGUGAAAAAAAGUAGUUCCUUGAUGAAUAUGUGAAACCUUUAGGACACAAAAUUUUGCGACUGCCACCAUAUCAUUGCCAGUUUAAUGCAUUUGAAAUGGUAUGGUCGGAAUGUAAACGAAAAUAUGAUCAAUAUAUUUCCAAUUUUAAGGGGUCACCUUCAGAAGUUCUCACUACAUGGGAAAGGGUAAUAAACGAAAUUUCUAUAGAUCAUUGGCAAAAAUAUGUUUUUCAUACAGAAAAGGUAAUUGAAAAGGCUUGGGAGGCAAUACAAGUGUGUGAUGCCUAUGACAUUCUGCCACUUGUGAUUACGACUGACGAAGACGACGAUGACGAAGACAAUACCUCUGAUUUCAGUUCUGACUCUGACAAUACUGACGAGAUUGAUUAAGCUUUUUUUGUUCUAGCAAAUUUUAUUUUAUGAUCGUCGUUUAAGUAUUCAAUCAUAUCGUUGCAAUUUCAUUAACUUGGUAAUGCAAUAUGGCAUGUUUUUUUUGAGUUUGUAUGUUUUAUUUUUUGGAAUGGUAUUUUCAUUUCAGUGUGUUAACAUAUUCCUUCAAGCAGCAUUUUUUUUCAUGAACAAGUAAAUUAAAUUGUGAGUAUUUAAAUUUUUCCCAGUGAGUUAAAAUAAUUUUAUACCAUUAUUCACAAUUUUCGUAAGCUCGGUUUUGUUACGUCUACUGCUCGUGCCGAAUUCUACUUUUCAAAUAUGUUGUAGAUUUGGUUUUUGCGGUCUUUUGCCUGGAAAAUAUAUGAGCAGCGUAAUCCUGAUCUGAUUUUAUCCCAUUCUUCUUUAUAUUUGCGAUCGUUGUUGUGCUCAAUUUUGUUGCAUCUGUGGCUCGCUCUAUCACAUUCUCAAUUUGCAGAGCAAUUCCGUUUCGGACUUAUUAUUUAUGUCCCAUUAUUUAUGAUUAAUUAUAAUAAUAUUUGUUAAUUGUUAAGUUUGUUAAUAAUACAAUAAAUACUACAAGAUUUUUUAAAAUUGAAUGGAAGUAUAUACACGAAUAUAAAAAUAUAAAAAAAAUCAGCUGCUAAAAUAAAUCAUUUGUUAAUUUCUGAACGUAUAAAAAUACACAGCAGACUAUUAAUUUCUGAAGGCGAUGGUAAAGUUUCUAACCUAAUAUUGAUUGGCAAAAAUAUCUACGCCAUACGUUUUUUCUCACCUGGAUGACGUAACUACAAAUGGGUAUAAUUUCGACUUUAUUCGGCUGUACGUCAGAUUUGACAAAGCCUUAUAACAAAUUGUUUGCUGGUGGCUGGUGUCUGGUUUUACCUGAAACGAAAAUUUGGUAAUUUUGCAAUUACAUUUAAUUGAAUAAUUCAAGAUUCGCUUAUUAAAAUUUUUUGAAACAUUGCACGAGGGUUUGCCAGAUUGGUCUCUUCAAAAAGUUAUCUUAUAUUUUUUCUGUAAAAUGUACAGGGAAGCCAAUAAUUGACCCCCUUAAAAUUUACAUGGGAUUUCCUACG
Anthonomus grandis grandis is the source of this 3246-nucleotide messenger RNA. RefSeq lists its product as uncharacterized. The record is from RefSeq and is a predicted model, not a curated record. Lineage: Eukaryota; Metazoa; Arthropoda; Insecta; Coleoptera; Curculionidae. The coding region runs from base 1100 to 1795 and encodes 231 amino acids. Gene Ontology annotation, molecular function: nucleic acid binding. The transcript is spliced from 2 exons.